CUCCAACUUCCUAAACGUCCUCUCUAUGCAAGUGAAGGUGAAUGACAUUUUCUGCUCCUGUUCUCAUGGCGAUUGGGGUCUCACAGGGAUCUGUCCUCGGUCCCGUACUUUUCAAUGUCUUCAUCAACGACUUACCAUCCACUCUUCAGGCGGAUUGCCUAAUCUACGCUGACGACCUAAAGCUAUGGACGGAAGUAUCCAGCCUUGAAGACGCUGACAGAUUACAAACUAUGCUCGAUCUACUCCAUGACUGGUCGAUUAAAUGGCAGUUGCCCAUAAAUCGUGCUAAAUGCUCUGUUCUCCCUCUUUGGCUCAUCAAACCCAUUUGGAACUUACCACAUUGGUGGUUUCUUGCUCAAAAGCGCAACCAAAGAGAGGGACCUUGGAAUGAUAGUGUCAUCAGACCUCAAAUCUAUUCAAGACACCCAGAAGAGAGUCGCUGCGGCCUACAGGAUGUUCCACUCUAUACGUAGUGAGUUUUCUCUCCUGACCCCGGGACUUUUCCGACUCCUCUUUGGCUCGCAUGUACGCUCGAUUCUUGAAUACGGGCUACCC
Messenger RNA from Dicrocoelium dendriticum, 555 nucleotides. Lineage: Eukaryota; Metazoa; Platyhelminthes; Trematoda; Plagiorchiida; Dicrocoeliidae. The record is from the annotation of a GenBank genome assembly.